CAUUGGUCACCAUGGUAGUUGUGCAGCUAUCAAGAAUGUAGUAGCAUGCGUAUUUUAGAAAUAAAUGGAUAAAUCCAGUUUUUAAAGAGACGACACAGACAGCUAUGGAGUUCCGUCUGGGCAUACCAGGGGAGCCAUUGCCAGCCUCCAGGGAUGGCAGUAUGGUUUACAGUGUAAGCACAGCUGAUGGAGAGGCCAAGGAAAACCUUAGUAGUCUUACAGAAGAAGAACUAACGGGAAAAGUGGAAAGCAUGCUGCUAGACAAGAUAAAAAAUGGAGACAAGCAAGCUGUAUUUCAACUGGGACAGCUAUACUUUGAGCAGGGUGUGUUUGACAAAGCAGUGAAUUACUUUGAGAGGGCAAAGGAAUAUGACUUCCAGGCCCUAUACCAGUUGGGAGUAAUGUAUUAUGAUGGACUAGGCUGUGAACAGGAUCCUAAAAUUGGAUCUGGUUGCAUGCUGCAAGUAGCAACUUCAACAGCCAAACAAGCACAGCAUUUAGUUCACGUUGCUCAAUACAAUGUAGGACGGGCCUUCUACCAGGGUUUUGGUCUUACUCAAUCUGAUGAAGAAGCAGAAAGGUGGUGGUUACUAGCAGCAGAUGAUGGCAACCCCAACGGCAGCAUUCUUGCUCAAAGUAUGCUAGGAAUGUUUUAUUCUCGUCCAGAGACACUUGAUCUAAAGAAAGCUUAUUUCUGGCAUUCUGAGGCAUGUGGAAAUGGAAGUCUAGAAUCUCAAGGUGCUUUAGGGGUUAUGUUGGAACUCGGACUGGGCUGCAAGAAGGAUACUAAUGCAAGUUUUGAGUGUUUCAAAGAGGCCGCUGACAGAGGCAAUGUGUAUGCUAUGGGGCAUCUAGUCAAAUAUUAUUAUAUGAGGAAGCUGUACACAAAGGCAGCAGAUUUGGCAGCAAGGGUUGCCAUGCUAGAUGACAUUUACCAGAUAGCAGCAGAGACAACCUGUAUUCCAGGCUAUAUUGCCAAAGGCAUAUCCAUGGCAUGCUUUUUCUAUGCCCGCUGUCUUCACAAGGGACAUGGGGUUGAAGCAAAUGAAGAGGAAGCAGGGAAGUAUUACUCAAAGUCGCAUGACUUAGACCCAGACAUGUGUGCCACCUUACAAGGGAUAACAACUCAUGGAAAAAUAUGACACCCUCCUUUAAAACAUACAGGAAAAAAGCCAGCAUGUUGCCAAAAGAUAAUAUGUAAUACCUGACUUUAGAAAUUCAUUGCUGGUCAAGUAUCAAACUGACCAAGUCGGGUUUUACCUUCCACCUGAAUGAAACUCAGUGAACUGAAUUUUUAUACAUCUGUUCAAGGGCAUAAAGCUUUAAAUGUGUCCCCAAUAAGUAUUUUAUGUCACGUUAUGUGUCUCCUUUUGAUAUUUAAGCGAGGUUUUGUUGUGAACUUUAUUACUUUGCCUUUGCAUUCAUGCAGAAAUCAAAAAUUUGUUUACUAUGUUUGACCAGAUAAAAGAGAUUCUCUUGGUUAUACAAUUAUAGAAUGAUGUAAAUAGUGUACAAAUGUUGAAACUACAGAACAUGCAUUCCAUAUGUGCCAUCCAGAUUUAAUACGUACGUGACAUGCUGCUGUGUUUUUAACAUGCACAAAAAAGAAGGGUGUUAUUUUUCAAUUUUUAACAUUAGUACCUUCAAGAGUGAUGAUUGUCCCUAACUCUGCCAAUACACGAGAAUACACAGAGAGCAAUAUUGAUGUGAUUGGGCUUGAAUUCAUCUUGUUGUUGACUGUUUGAUUUAUAAUAUUGCAUUGUAUCAUAGUUUUGAUACACAACUUCCAUGACGUGACAUUGUUUUGAAGUGUCUAUGAGUGAAAGGUUGCCUGAAGUGAUAUUAUUGUGCUCUCUGUCCAACAAAUUAUACACCCAGUAAGUAAGGGUUUGCAUUUAAAGUGCACUGUAGAAAAUAUGGACAAUUCUAUUUUCAGGAUGAAGAUAUUUUCCAUUAUUUAACAGGUUAAAGCAUGGAUUGAAAAUUGUUUGCUUUUCAAAUUUGUUUAAUUCUGUAAGUUGUUGAAUUUGUUUCCUUGCAAACACCAUAUUUGUAUUAAUAGUUUAAUAGUUGAGUUAUGUAGUAGUUUGACGGAACCAUGGUAUUGAUUUGCUCAGGAAUUUUUGUUAAACCCACCAUUUUAUACAUUCAGCAUUAAAGAAUUUAUACAUAAGAAUCUUCUGUAUGAAAAAUGUAGAUGCCCAAUAUCUUUUUUAAACAGCUUUUUCUACUUUACUUCACAGUAUAGUUUGUGUAUUUUGCGUAAAGAUUGGUUAAACAGAGCAAAAAACUUCACAGUAACUUUCAUAUCACUUGUUACAUAAAAAGAAAUGAUAAAUAAAAUUAGCAAAGUUAACAUAGCACUUAAGAAUCUUAUCUGUUACAACGAGUGUUUUUUUUUUCUUUUUUAAUACUACAAACUUAUGCACCGAGUCAUUGGCACUUACUGUAUAGAUACCAAGAAUUAUUCUGUUGAUGUAUUUGGAUGAAUAAUGAUAACCUUUUCUUG
Lingula anatina is the source of this 2509-nucleotide messenger RNA. Its product is annotated as LRP2-binding protein. NCBI's taxonomy places the organism in Eukaryota, Metazoa, Brachiopoda, Lingulata, Lingulida, Lingulidae. The record is from RefSeq and is a predicted model, not a curated record. Gene Ontology annotation, molecular function: protein binding.